This is a messenger RNA of Knipowitschia caucasica, 321 nucleotides long. The record is from the annotation of a GenBank genome assembly. NCBI's taxonomy places the organism in Eukaryota, Metazoa, Chordata, Actinopteri, Gobiiformes, Gobiidae.
AUGGCGUGUUCUGAUGUGGAGGAGCGUGGAGAGCCAAUAGCAGGGGGCGUGGGGGUGUGUGGGGAGGAUGGGGAGAUGCAGGGAUAUCAGUCCGCGCACAGAACGGCCCGUGUAGGCUGUGCGCGGAGAGAUACUGCGGACGACCCUAACUUUCAUUUGUAUAAACGAGUCUCCUCCCCUCUGUCAUGGCAGUCAGACUGUGCGAUGUGGCCUCUCUGCUUAGGAGCGGGUCGUGGGCGCCUGAGCCUUGGACUGGGGUCUGUGGCACAUUUCUUUAAUUAUCUCAGUGCUCAGGCCAUACCAAUGACUAUAGUUUGCUAA